Messenger RNA from Telopea speciosissima, 1776 nucleotides. RefSeq lists its product as uncharacterized. The record is from RefSeq and is a predicted model, not a curated record. The coding region runs from base 224 to 1384 and encodes 386 amino acids. Gene Ontology annotation, molecular function: UDP-xylose transmembrane transporter activity; antiporter activity. The transcript is spliced from 7 exons. Gene Ontology annotation, cellular component: Golgi apparatus. NCBI's taxonomy places the organism in Eukaryota, Viridiplantae, Streptophyta, Magnoliopsida, Proteales, Proteaceae.
UCAUUGCUUUCCGACAAUUUAGUUUCUGUCCUCCAUCACCGCUCUCUUUGUCCCUCGCUAGACAAACCACGCUUCUUCUUUGUGUGUUCUAACAGUACUGUUUUGGCCUUUGGGGUUCUAUGAACUGCCACUGGUUCUGCAUUUCUCUCUCUCUCUCUAUCUAUUGUGGGUCUUUUGCAUUGAUGCUUUUAAAAGGUUGGAGGAAAUCUAAAGAGUGAUAGGGAUGCUGUGUAGCCGGAAGAUGUUUAAUUUUUUUAUUAGGAAGGAUAUGAGGAAGAUACUCAAGCGGAAAGACAGUGAUGCUGGGGAGCGUGGCAGAGCAUUGGAAGACCUGCGAGCUUCUCUGUUUAAUGAGUUGCGUACUUCUGAAGGUGCAAAGCGUCAACAGCAACGAAUAUGUGGUCCCACUGUUGCUCUUUUGUUCAAUUUCUUGGUUUCUGUUGGCAUUAUAUUGAUGAACAAAUUGGUCCUUGGCAAAGUUGGUUUCAAUUAUCCCAUCGUCCUCACGUUCAUUCAUUAUGCAUUGAGCUGGUUAUUGAUGGCCAUUCUCAACACCCUUUCACUUCUUCCUGCACCCCCUCCCUCAAAGACAACUCCAUUUUCCUCCUUGUUAGCACUUGGGGUGGUGAUGUCUCUCUCUAAUGGCCUGGCUAAUGUCAGCUUGAAGUUUAAUAGCAUUGGUUUUUAUCAGAUGGCCAAGAUUGCUGUAACUCCAACAAUCGUUCUAGCAGAAUUUCUUCUGUUCAGGAAGACAGUUUCUUUCCAGAAGGUCUUAGCACUUACUGUAGUUUCUAUUGGUGUUGCUGUGGCUACUGUUACCGAUCUCCAAUUCCACUUCUUCGGUGCUUGUGUAGCAUUGGCUUGGAUCAUACCAAGUGCAGUCAAUAAGAUCCUCUGGUCAAACCUACAACAACAGGAAAACUGGACUGCCUUGGCGUUAAUGUGGAAGACGACACCAAUUACUUUGUUCUUUCUGGUGGCUCUGAUGCCUUGGCUCGAUCCUCCAGGUGUCCUCUCCUUUGGUUGGACGUUCAGUAAUACCUCGGUGAUACUCAUGUCGGCUGUUCUUGGCUUCUUGCUUCAGUUGUCUGGUGCUUUAGCACUUGGGGCAACCUCUGCUACCACUCAUGUUGUUCUUGGGCAGUUCAAAACAUGUGUCAUCCUUCUUGGAGGUUUUCUUCUCUUUGGUUCGAAUCCUGGCACAGUAAGUCUCUGUGGUGUAAUCACUGCCCUUGUUGGUAUGUCUGUGUACACUUACCUUAAUUUGCAACAGCUGACAAACAAGAUAUCUCCCAGACAAGCACCUUUUUCUCUAGCUAAAUCUAAGUUGAGUAGAGAAAAUGGAGAGAUGCGUGAUGGAUGUUGUGACGGGGAAUCCGUCUGAUUGGCAAAUUUCUAACUAUUGCUCAGGAAGAAGAAACUGAUCUUUGUUGCAGUAGAAGAUAAACUAGCUACUAACCUAGUUGUUUUAAUUUAUUUUCUUUUACCUUAAUAUUGUUUUCUUUCUUCCAAGUUGCCAUUUAGAUAUUAUGUAUCUUUCAAUUCUUGUGGUAUACUGGGUUUACAUACGUUGCAUCAGGGUCAAAGGUGUGUAAUUAGAAAACACAAAAAAGAGGAAGAAGGGUUCUAACAUUUUGUAAGGUAAACUCUUGUAGGCAUGUAAUGUUGAUAUUACUGAGAUGUAUUUGCUCCUUUAUGCUUUGAUUACUGCUUAAGUACACGCAUAUAUAAUAUAAUCAAUCAAAGCCUUUUUGGUUAAUACAAAUUCAUUAUGUU